AUGGCGGAUACUCGAAAUCAAGAAGAGCUUGACAACCAAGCAGAAGUCAUUUCCCAGCAUUUGCAUCCCCGAUUUACCGGAGCGUGUGAGGCCAUUACUGAAGAUGGCGAUGGUGGGCGUGAUGCAAACAGUGCAGGCAACGAUGAGAACCAACAAUCCUCUCUCAAACUGCAAGGCGGGGAUAUUCAUCGCGACAUCUAUCGUAUUGAAGCUCGUUCGAAACGGGCCGGAUUGAAUCAGCGCGCAGCAACUUUCUCCUACUCCCCAAGGCUGGAAGCAGACGAUGAUCCAGAGAGCACGAUACGAAAUGAGCCAGGGGCGUUUCGUCGGCAGUUUUUGGCUCGUUCUCAGCGUGGCGUCACCCACAUAUCUACGCCAAAGAGCUUCGUGGACUUUUUACAACUAUACGGCAGGUUCGCCGGUGAAGACCUGGCUGAGUCGGAAGAUGAGACAGAUGCUGAAACAAUCGGGGCACCGGUUGAUGAAGCAGAGGGGGAAAGGAGACCACUGCUUGCCCGUCAUGAAAGCUCUCGAGGGGACGCGUCAGACGUAAAAACUUUCUUCACACUCCUCAAGGCGUUCAUCGGAACCGGCAUCAUCUUUCUUCCCAAGGCUUUCAGCAACGGCGGCAUACUCUUUUCAUCUGUUGCUCUUAUCGCGGUCUCGAUAAUGACCACUACCUGUUUUCACUUGCUGCUAGAAUGCCAAAGACGGUAUGGCGGCGGCUACGGCGAUAUUGGAGAAGCUAUAUCCAGCACGCAUCUUCGCUCCUUGAUUCGUGUUUCGAUCACUACGUCGCAGCUUGGGUUCGUGUGUGCCGCCAUCGCUUUUACUGCGGACAACCUGCUUUCAUUUGUGGAGGGCGUGGCGACCGAUUAUAUCCGCACACCGUCAUCCAUUUCUUUUAUCAUCGCGCUACAAUUAGUUGUUCUCGUGCCUCUCGCCUUCAUUCGCAAAAUCUCCCGUCUCGGAGGAGUAGCUUUACUUGCAGAUGUCUUCAUCUUCAUCGCCAUUGGGUACAUAUACUACUCCGAUCUUUCAAAAUUUUCUCGCGAUGGCCUAGAGCCCACUGUCAGACUGUUCAACCCUAACAAAUUCAUCCUAAUGAUCGGGUCGUCCGUGUUCUUGUUUGAGGGUAUAGGGCUGGUCCUCCCUAUCCAAUCUUCGAUGUCACACCCACACCAUUUUGGCCGCAUCCUCAACACCGUCAUGGCCCUUAUCACUUUUCUUUUCGCUUCUGUCGGAGUGCUCUCAUACGGGGCAUUUGGCAGCGAUACAAAGAUCAAUAUCAUCAGCAAUUUCCCGCAGACAAACAAUUUCGUCAACUUCGUUCGGUUGUCUUUCUCACUGGCUAUUCUUGUGGGCACACCAAUGCAGCUGUUCCCUGCUGUGAGGAUUUUGGAAGCAAGGAUAUUCGGGCGCAAAUCUGGCCAGCGAGCCCCUCUCAUCAAGUGGAAAAAGAAUAUGUUCCGGACCGGCCUUGUCGUUCUUUGUGGCUUGAUUGCAGCACUAGGUGCCAGGCAAUUGGAUAAAUUCGUUGCCUUGGUGGGAUCCGUUUUGUGUGUUCCCUUGAUCUUUGUUUAUCCGGCGUAUCUGCAUUGGAAAGGUAUUGCGAAUAAUCGGUGGGCAAAAGGACGAGAUAUAGUGAUUAUUGCGCUGGGGAUUGUCUGCAUGAUCUAUACCACUCUCGUGACUGUGUUUCUAGAGUCCUGA
Molecule: messenger RNA, 1713 nt
Organism: Penicillium nucicola
Lineage: Eukaryota; Fungi; Ascomycota; Eurotiomycetes; Eurotiales; Aspergillaceae
Product: putative amino acid transporter
Exons: 1
Coding region: 1-1713 (570 amino acids)
Biological process (GO): amino acid transmembrane transport
Molecular function (GO): amino acid transmembrane transporter activity
Source: RefSeq, a predicted model, not a curated record